AGCUGCAUUGCUAUGGCCAUCUUCUCACCUAAAACUUUGGCUCCCAUGUCCAAGAUUGGGGAGUGCAUUGACUUGGCUGCUGCCUCCUUCCUCCCCCUCCCCCGCAAACACCAACCUACCAUGUCCCUUCUCCCCUCUCCUCUCUGAGCUCAGCUGCAUCCAUCCAUCCAAACUACUCACAGAUGCCACUCUUCCUCAACCACCCUCCCAUUUAAUGCCCUCCACCUCCUCCUCAAGCCCAGGAUUCGGGAACCUGCUAGCCAUUUUUGCUCCAGGACAGUACAGCCAGAUGCUGCUGCUGCAGCUGCUGGGUUGCUGCGGUGGUCAGGUCACCCCGGUUCUUGAUUCUUGACGAAGGAUGGCAAUGGCGACCCCUACGACCAACGGCAGCUUCCUUCUUGGAUCAGGUGGCUAUCCCGGUGCCCAGAUUCUAAGCUUCUCCUCCUCAGGUCACAGCGGCAAUGGGUUGGAUUGUGGAAGCUCAGAUGUGGCAAGAAUGCAGGGGGUUUUAGCAAGGGUUAGGGGGCCAUUCACACCAACACAAUGGAUGGAGCUGGAGCACCAGGCUCUGAUCUACAAGCACAUUGUGGCGAAUGCGCCGGUACCGGCCGGCUUGCUCCUCCCCAUCAGGAGAAGCCUCCAUCCACCAGUGUUCCCACACUUCUCCUCUGGUGGCAUUCUUGGCUCCAGCUCCUUGGGAUGGGGGUCAUUUCAGCUGGGCUAUUCUGGGAGUGCUGACUCCGAGCCCGGGAGAUGCCGUCGAACCGAUGGCAAGAAAUGGCGGUGCUCGAGAGACGCAGUUGUCGACCAAAAGUACUGCGAGCGGCACAUAAACCGGGGUCGCCACCGUUCAAGAAAGCAUGUGGAAGGCCAAUCUAGCCAUGCCGCAAAAGCAACGGUUCCCGCCAUAGCACAACCACCCAUUGGUGCAUCUAAUGGCAAAUUGUCAGGCAGCCAUGGUGUGUCAAAUGAGCUCACGAAAACCUUGGCUACUAACAGGAUGAUGUUGGAUAAAGCAAAUCUUAUUGAACGCUCCCAGGACUACACUAAUCAGCAACACAACAUCCUACAGAACAACACAAAAGGUGAUAAUUGGUCUGAAGAGAUGUCCUCACAAGCAGACUAUGCAGUAAUCCCUGCUGGCUCUCUCAUGAACACACCGCAAUCGGCGAAUUUAAAUCCAAUUCCCCAGCAACAACGCUGUAAGCAGUCACUCUUUGGCAAAGGGAUACAGCAUGAUGACAUUCAGCUGUCGAUAUCCAUUCCCGUGGAUAACUCCGACUUACCCACUAACUACAACAAGGCUCAAAUGGACCAUGUAGUAGGCGGUUCAUCGAAUGGCGGAAACAACACGCGAGCAAGUUGGAUACCGGGCUCCUGGGAAGCGUCCAUAGGUGGACCUCUGGGUGAGUUCUUCACCAACACCAGCAGCGCAUCAGACGACAAAGGCAAAAGCCGCCACCCGCCAUCUUUGAACCUCUUAGCUGAUGGACAUACUACAAGUCCACAGCUGCAAUCGCCCACCGGAGUCCUGCAGAUGACUAGCUUCAGUUCAGUGCCCAGCAGCACUGUUAGUAGUCCUGCAGGCAGCCUCUGCAAUGGCUUGCUCACUUCAGGCCUGGUGAAUGCCCAGACUGUCCAAACACUGUGAAACCGCCGGUCUGAUCAUCAGGGAACAGCCAUGAGGCUAUCUACUGAUGUUUUUGUCCCCAGAGCACACCCUGUAUGAUUUCCUAGCUCAUGUAUUAUUUUUCUUUAAUCUUUAUCACUUCAUGCUUUGAGUUCCCUCCGUUUUUAAGCGAGCGGUAAUGUGGUAUUGUACUAUCUCAGUUUCUUGUGGAAUUUGUUCUAUGUUGCUGACUGAAUUGUCAUAAUUUUUGUCAUGGCUGCUUAACCUGGUCU
Oryza sativa Japonica Group (Japanese rice) is the source of this 1902-nucleotide messenger RNA. RefSeq names its product growth-regulating factor 7-like. Lineage: Eukaryota; Viridiplantae; Streptophyta; Magnoliopsida; Poales; Poaceae. Gene Ontology annotation, cellular component: nucleus. The record is from RefSeq and is a predicted model, not a curated record. Gene Ontology annotation, biological process: regulation of DNA-templated transcription; developmental process; DNA-templated transcription. Gene Ontology annotation, molecular function: ATP binding.